UUGGUUGUUAUGGGUUUAGCGCCCUUGGUUACCACUCUACUCCCACCAUGCAUCACGGCUAGCAGAGCUUGUGAGGUAACACCCAUCGUUUGGUAUAACGUUAACGUUAGUUAAGACCGCAGGUUCACGGGUAGAACUCAAUCUUAUAACGUUAGUUGGAUACGGGAUGGAUAGAAAAUAUACACAUUAAUGUCAAACGUCGACUAGCAACGCGAGGUGAUCCGUUAACGUUGUUGAGUGGAUGUAAUACAUGAUGGAGAAGGAAGUGCACAACACUGUGGUCUUCAAUGUUUCCAAGAGAGAGCUGUUCACUUCGAAUAAUGGCUACAAAUCUGUGCAGAAAAGACUGAGAGCUCAAUGGAAAAUCCAAAGUAUGAAGGAGGAGCUGUCUUUGGAGAGGCUGAGGGGCGUCAAGUUGUGGAUAACCGCUGGACCGAGAGAGAAGUUCACAGCUUCCGAGCUGGAGGUGCUGAAGCAGUACCUGGACAGAGGAGGAAACGUCCUGGUCACGCUCGGUGAAGGAGGAGAGAUGAAGUACGACACCAAUAUCAACUUUCUCCUGGAGGAGUUUGGCGUAAUGGUCAACAAUGAUGCUGUUGUGAGGAAUGUGUACUACAAAUACUUCCACCCAAAGGAGGCGCUAGUGUCCAACGGUGUAUUGAACAGAGAGAUCAGCCGGGCUGCUGGCAAAGAGGCGACUGGCGUCAUCGAAGAUGAAAAUGUUGGAAACAAUGCACAGGCACUCCUGUUCGUGUACCCAUACGGCGCCACGCUGAGCGUGAUGAAGCCUGCUGUGGCCGUACUCUCCACUGGCUCCGUCUGCUUCCCCCUCAAUAGGCCCGUGCUGGCUUUCCACCAAGGAAAGGAGGCUGGCAAACUGGUAGUGUCGGGUUCCUGCCACAUGUUCAGUGACCAAUACAUAGACAAAGAGGAGAACAGUAAAAUAAUGGAUGUGGUGCUCCAGUGGCUCAUGACUGAUAAUAUUCAUCUGAAUCAGAUCGAUGCAGAAGACCCUGAGAUCACAGAUUACACCAUGUUGCCGGACAUCGGGUGUCUGUCAGAGCAGCUCAGGGUGUGCUUACAGGAGGGCGACGAAAACCCCAGAGACUUCACGUCGCUCUUCGACAGGUCUUUGUUCAAUCUGUCAACAGACACGUUGCCCCAGGUCAUCAGUGCCUACAAGCAGCUCAAUGUGAAAGACGAGCCCCUCCAGCUGAUAACCCCACAGUUUGAGACGCCGCUGCCUCAACUCCAACCAGCUGUCUUCCCCCCUGCCUUAAGCGAAUUGCCUCCGCCCAUGCUGGACCUGUUUGAUUUGGACGAAACGUUCUCCUCGGAGAAAGUGCGUCUAGCGCAGCUCACCAAUAAAUGUACGGACGACGAUCUGGAAUUCUACGUGCGGAAGUGUGGGGAAAUUCUGGGUGUGACGCCAAAGUUGGAUAAAGAUCAGAGGGAUGCCAAGCACAUCUUGGAACACAUUUUCUUCCAGGUCGUAGAAUUCAAGAAACUCAAUCAGGAGCAUGAUGCCGACACGUAGGCACCGCCACUCACGCCAUGGUGAUUGGAUUCAAGCCGGUUUUAGAUUGUCAUCUCUCCUGCUGUCAUAGAGCAGAUGAGAUUUCUUUUUUUGAAAGAUGAGGGCAAAGGCAUUUUAGAAAGUACAGUAUAUCCAUUGUUCUAUGGUUUUCCCCCUUGGGGGAAAAAAAAAUAAGAAGUACAAGCAAAGUUAUUGAUACGUAAAUCUGUCCACUUUAUUUAAAUCUGUCCAAUUUCUAAAAAACAUUUUUAAUUCAUACAGCACCCUGCAUGAACAGUCACACAUAGAUCCAGUUUAAAUAAGUCACGUGGUACAUGAGAUUUGAGAAUGUACAAACACAAGAUAGACCAAAUUAAGCAAGUCCACUUUGAUUCAACCUUGGUGGAUGAAGAUGAAGACCCUCAGACGUCUUCCCCCAUGCAGUGUGUGGCGGGACAUUCUUGGCCACGUUAGGGAGACACAUCCACCACAUCCCCUAUUGAGUGAUGUGUGGAGUGGGGGUUUGGACUCCACGUUGGCUCCAGAGCGCUGGACUCGAGGCCCGGUUUCGGGCUGUUCUCAGAUUUAAUCAAAGACACGUCCCACGACAUUUGAGAUGCGGUGAGAUCGCCGUACGACCGGUCAAAUCCAGCAGCUUUCCCCUGCCUUCUAAGGUGGACUUGGGGAGUGGAGGACUUUCCCUGCAACGGGACGGCCAGGUGCCCGUCGGUCCCUUGAGGAGUCACUCUGUGCAUUGAAGAUCCCAGAGCAGGAGAAAUGGGGUCAGCUGAUAGGUAGUGAGCGGCCGGGAUGCACGGCCUUCCGUCGGAGCAGUCGGCCGUGGUGUCGACGGACGCUCUGGACGUGGACAGCUGCUCCGGGGACAGAGCGGACGGAAAACUCUGUUCCCCAAAGAACUUCCUGUCGAGCUCUGACAGCGACGAACCCUCAAAGCUUUUCAUACCUCGAAUAAAGAGGAAAGUAAAAUAUUAAAUCCCAUUCAAAAUGAUAUCAUCUGACCAGUGAACAGAAACAAUUACUUUACAGUGAGAAUUAAAGCAAUUUUCCUACCUCUAAUGACAAAAGCCUUAUCCAUUGUGUUCUUGUGCCAGUGAGUGUUGAAUGAUCACCAGCUGGGUUUUAGCCUGUUGAAGCUGAUUGUUAAUUGAAACAGCUGGCGGCAAAGCAUGUCAUUAGUCCAGAGCGAGGUGGUCUAGCAUACAGCCUGGUAAAAGUCAUGCUUACUUUCUUUUAUUCCUUAUAUUUAAAUAAAAUGUUUUUUGGACUACGUA
Molecule: messenger RNA, 2808 nt
Organism: Pungitius pungitius (ninespine stickleback)
Lineage: Eukaryota; Metazoa; Chordata; Actinopteri; Perciformes; Gasterosteidae
Gene: ift52
Product: intraflagellar transport 52 homolog (Chlamydomonas)
Exons: 14
Coding region: 251-1537 (428 amino acids)
Biological process (GO): intraciliary transport; cilium assembly
Cellular component (GO): cilium; intraciliary transport particle B; centriole
Source: RefSeq, a predicted model, not a curated record